AUGGUAUACUGCAGUCACUGUGCCAAAAAUGUUGCUGGCGAGCGACUAGAUGAUGGUUUCUUAUGUUGUGGAAGCUGUGGGAGGGUGUUGGAAGAUUACUUUUUUGCUGAGGAACCUACAUUUGUCAAGAAUGCAUCGGGGCAGAGGCUUGAUCUAUUUUCAUUAAGGACUGAUGGGGAUUUGGAUUACUUGAGGUUUAAGUCUUUGAUUGCAAGUAUGAGUAAAUUAUCAGGAAAUUAUGUAAGAACAGUUCAAAGCGAGUUCUCUGAGUCACGUCAAAGGACUUUAGAUAGAGCUUAUGAUGAAAUUAAAUAUCUAAGUUUUGGCCUUGGAGUUAAUGAUGAACAUAUGGCUGACCAAGCAUUGACCUUUUAUAAAAUAGCACUAGAGCGAAAUUUCACCCGUGGACGAAGAUCAGAACAAGUACACGCUGCUUGUCUCUAUAUUGCAUUUCGGUAUUUGCUAGGAUCAGUUUUCUUGCAGCUUUGUCAAGUAUUGAGGCUUGGAGAGCACCCAAUUGUUCAAAAGCCUAUUGAUCCUAGUCUUUUUAUUCAUAGAUAUACUAAAAAUUUGAUAAAGCGAGGUAGUAAGGCAGUCUCUGAUACUGCGCUGACCAUUGUUGCAAGCAUGAAACGUGACUGGAUGCAGACAGGGAGGAAACCUAGUGGACUAUGCGGUGCUGCAUUAUACAUAUCUGCUCUUGCACAUGGUAUUAAAUGCUCUAAGCCUGAUAUUCUCAGAAUAGUCCAUGUAUGUGAAGCAACAUUGACCAAACGAUUGGUAGAAUUUGAGAACACAGAGUGCUCUAGCUUGACAAUUGAGGAGUUGGAUACCAUGGCAAAGGAGCAAGAAAACAAUCCAACGGUAAUGCCAGAAGGUGAACUAAAAGGAUGUAUUUCAAAAGAUCUAUUGUGUGAGCACAAAGAUAGUGGGGCAUCCCAUUUUGCGCUUGGAUUGUGCGAAGCAUGCUAUAAAGAUUUCGAUAAGCUCUCUGGUGGGCUUGGUGGUGGUUUGGAUCCUCCUGCAUUCCAGCGUGCUGAGAGGGAAAGAAUGAAAAAAGCACUUCAGGAAGAGAGUGUUGAUGAAGCAUGUGAUUUUCAUCCCAAAAGAGAAAAGAUAAUCCAUGUCCACAAACUCACUCCAUAG
Molecule: messenger RNA, 1146 nt
Organism: Sphenostylis stenocarpa
Lineage: Eukaryota; Viridiplantae; Streptophyta; Magnoliopsida; Fabales; Fabaceae
Source: the annotation of a GenBank genome assembly